Molecule: messenger RNA, 351 nt
Organism: Mucor velutinosus
Lineage: Eukaryota; Fungi; Mucoromycota; Mucoromycetes; Mucorales; Mucoraceae
Product: Glucose-repressible alcohol dehydrogenase transcriptional effector
Exons: 1
Coding region: 1-351 (116 amino acids)
Source: RefSeq, a predicted model, not a curated record
AUGCACCAAAUACAGCAGACCAGGAAAGACCAGAUAAGCAGCAGCAGCAGCAGCAGCACAAUAGAAAAACUAAAGAACGAACACCAUCAGCAGAGAGCAGGCAAAGACCAAAGAAAUUACUUACCACUUAUCACCACCACAGAUAGACCAGAGCAUAAGCAAUUAUCAGAGAUAGACGAGAGAACGAGCAUACAUCAUAGAUGGCAGACCAGAAAAGACCAGACUAGCAGCAGCAGCAAUACCAGCAGCAAGACCAUCAGCAAACACCGUCAGCAACACCGUCAGCAAGACCAUCAACAAUAUCAUAAAAACCCAAAGAACGAGCGACACCAGAGACCAGGCAAAGACUAA